Molecule: messenger RNA, 1205 nt
Organism: Bufo gargarizans (Asiatic toad)
Lineage: Eukaryota; Metazoa; Chordata; Amphibia; Anura; Bufonidae
Gene: RAB7B
Product: RAB7B, member RAS oncogene family
Exons: 6
Coding region: 277-882 (201 amino acids)
Biological process (GO): phagosome-lysosome fusion; endosome to lysosome transport
Cellular component (GO): late endosome; phagocytic vesicle; lysosome
Molecular function (GO): GTPase activity; GTP binding
Source: RefSeq, a predicted model, not a curated record
CCUCUUUAUAAGUAGGGAGGGAGGGUGGAAAGCCGUGACAGACUACGUAAAGGAGGAAAAGAGUAAAUGGGGCUCAUAAAGGGAGACAGGCUGCUGCUAUGACUGAUCUCAUAAUAUAUAAUGCAGAGCAGCUUCUUCCGUCAGUUUACAGCAGAUUAUGAGUGACGUGAAGGCCACUGCUAACCAAGAUCUUAGAUGACCCUACAGACUUGAAGAAUCUUCUCAUACUCAGUGUCUGCUUGAGCCCAAGAAAACAGAGAACAGUAUUUGCUCUUCAUGCAUUCUAAUCGGAAGGUGGAUCUGAAAAUCAAUAUUAUAGGUCCUAUGGGAACUGGAAAAACUUCUCUUUUGAACCAAUACGUACAUAAAAGGUUCCAAAAUGACUACAGAAACACAUUGGGAGCACACAUACUCACCAAAACCAUCCAACUCGAAAAUAAGACCCUGAAAAUGCAGAUCUGGGACACAGGGGGACAGGAACGAUUCCGCUCUUUGGUGUCCUCCUUCUAUAAGGGCUCCGAUGGUUGCUUUCUGGUCUUUGAUGUCACAGAUAAAGAAUCAUUUUCAACCGUCGAGACCUGGAGGACAGACUUUAUGGAUAAAAUACAGUCACCUAUUACUAAUUUCCCUAUAAUAAUUCUAGGAAACAAGAUUGAUCUGGAGGAUAGACAGGUCUCUCGGGAAUUAGCAGUUUCCUGGUGUAAAGAAAGAAAAAUUCUUUAUUUUGAAGUCAGUGCCAAAGACAACAUCAAUGUAGACCAGGCAUUUGAGACACUUGCCAAGGAAGCAUUAAUAUACUAUCAGGAGUGCAGAGAAAGUCACCUUACAGAUUCCAUCAAAUUAACUCAACUAAAAGACUCUCACACCAGUUCCUGCUGCUGACAGGAUGUGAUAUUACCAUACAAGAAACUGGUUUUCUAUAUCAAUGACAGAUAAUGAAAGCCAUCAAGUCGAAUGGACUAAUGUAUGGUGAUGAAAUAACUUGCUGCCUUGGUCAUUUAUUUAGACUCCUAUGGAGAACUAGAACAUCUUACAAUUGUUGCAUACUUUAUGCAUAUGGGAUAAGUUAAAAACAGCAUGUAAAGCAACACACAAAAUUCAGCAUUGAAGAAUUGUAUUAUGUUUUAAAUAGUACCAGAUUUCAAUGAUUUUUUAAAUCUUUAAAUUCCCCAAUCAUCCAAUUAAAAGUGUUCUGCUGCUUCACA